AUGUCGGAAAGUGACGAAUCUUCAAGGGAGGAAUUGGCAACGAACAGUGUUUCGAAUAGUGCUUCAUCUGCUGUUGGUUAUCUACAUGUGAAAAUGCCCCAAACAAUUCUCUCAAAACGACAAAGACCAGGCAUAAACUAUUCAAAUCAGCAACAACACAAAAAUCCAUCAUCAGACCCAUCACAAUUUAACAUUGUAGACGAAACAGACAAGACAACACUCGAUGUCAAUAAGAAACUAAGAAAGAAGCGAAAGAAAAAUCUACCUCCAUUCCUUUCGAAUACAUGUCAACAACAAAAAUCAUCAACACCAAACAGCAGCAACGACAAUUUAAAUAAUGGUAAUAAUAAUGAAGAGGAAAUUUUGGAUUCAAUCGAAGAUAUCGAUCCUUCCAUCAAGGUCUAUGCAUUCGAAAAACCACUAAUGACAAGCGCUACCAAUUUUAAAGAUAAUUACUUCAUACUGACACCUGUCGUGAACAAUACUACAUCUAGCACAUCUAAUAAUGCUACUGUUAAUUCUACAACUCAACAUGUUUCCUCUCCAUCAAGAAAAUCUCAAAAUCAAACUAUCUCAACUAAUCCGCACCGAAAAAAUUCUAGACGAAAAUGUUCGUCUUCCUCCUCUUCAAACUCUUCCAAUAACAAUAAUACUUCAGCAGCAUUACUUUCGAAUAAUAAUCUGUCUAGUACUACUCCACAUGUUGUAAAUUCGACAAGUGCUGUACAUGUUCAUAACGCUAGGAAAUCGAGUCAACAACAACAACAAGUAUCACAUGUGAUUAUUGAGUAUCCACAACAACAUCAACAACAACAACUUGCAAAUCAACAACAGUGUGAAUUAGGUGGAUAUGAGAAUGGUAAUACGGUGUUCAAGUUUGGUAAUUCCUCAUCUGUUCGUGAAGUUUCUGGCAUGGAUAAAUUGACUGAGAAUCCCCUUAAUGAUUUUUUACAACUACAAUCCUCGUUGAAUAGUAAUAAUGCGGGUAAUAGUGGUGUGUCUUCGGCAGUUGCCUUGCUAGCAUCAGUAUUGGCCAAUAACCAAGUUUCGAAUAAUGAUUCGAAUGGUUCAUCUAUGGCUUUUGAUUACGAUUCCAUGAUAUCCAUGUUGGAUAAAUUGCUUUGCAGGCAACCAAACAUGUCAUCUUCAUCUGGUGCAUCUUCAUCUGAUAACAUGUUAUACAACAUGCACAAUAAUAACACAACUAGUCCAACAAGUUUAGUUUCAAAUACUAAUCCUUCAAAUCUAUUCAUGACAAGUGGCAACAACAUGCAACAUGGUACCUCCUCCACAACAUCCCAAAAUCAACUCAAUAAUUUAUCCCUUCAACUCAUUUCACAAAUUGUUGAACUCUUAAUUCAACGAUAUCAACAACAAUUACAAAGCGUAUUAAGCCAAAAUCAAAUAUCGAAUUCUUCAUCAUUGAAUAAUUCUCCAAUUUCCAAUCCAACCUCCAAUUUUGUACAACAUUUAUUUAAUCAAGAUCCUCAAGUUUCGAAUAUUUCGACGAACCUAUCUCAAUAUAUAAUGAAUGCUCGAUUUCCAUCCAAUGAUGAUUCGAAUAAUCAAUUGCCACAAAUGGUAGAUCAGCAACAACUGAAUCAGACAUCCAUGCAACCAAAUAAUGUUUCGUCCUCCUCAAACGAAACAAUUUCACAACAAGACAUUCUAAGGUUUAUUCUCCAAAAUCAACAUCUUCUCUUUCCAAAUUCGAAUAAUCAAUCAAAUAAUCAAUAAAUUGAAAGUUUGAAACUCUUCUC
This is a messenger RNA of Naegleria gruberi, 1760 nucleotides long. RefSeq lists its product as uncharacterized. The transcript has a single exon. NCBI's taxonomy places the organism in Eukaryota, Heterolobosea, Eutetramitea, Acrasida, Naegleriidae. Bases 1 to 1737 code for a protein of 578 amino acids. The record is from RefSeq and is a predicted model, not a curated record.